Magallana angulata is the source of this 800-nucleotide messenger RNA. Its product is annotated as loricrin-like. Gene Ontology annotation, cellular component: extracellular region. The record is from RefSeq and is a predicted model, not a curated record. Gene Ontology annotation, molecular function: peptidase inhibitor activity. NCBI's taxonomy places the organism in Eukaryota, Metazoa, Mollusca, Bivalvia, Ostreida, Ostreidae. The coding region runs from base 31 to 735 and encodes 234 amino acids. The transcript is spliced from 3 exons.
AGGAAUCAAACGAUUUCCACAUCAACAAAGAUGAAUACCUUGCUGAUCUUGGGUCUCGUAGUUGCCUCCUGUUUGGCUGACGAUUAUUCUACUAAUAGGAAUGUCGGUCGUGGAGGUUAUGGAGGCGGUCUUAAAGGAGGUCUAGGUGGAGGUCUUGUUGGAGGAGGUUUUCGAGGUUUUGGAGGAGGAGUUGGAGGAGGAGUUGGAGGAGGUUUUGGAGGAGGUUUAGGAGGAUUUGGAGGAGGUCAAGGAGGAGGUCUAGGAGGAAGUCUAGGUGGAGGUCGAGGAGACGGGUUUGGUUUACCAAAGGCCGGAACUUGCCCAUCAAGCAACAUUUACCAGGAGCUAGAGCUUGGCCCAUAUUGUAGCAAUGACGAACAAUGCCACGGAGUACAAAAAUGUUGUUAUGUUGGAGGAAAUGGUCAAAGAUGUCAAAUUCCAGCAGAAUUCGAGCGCCGAGGUUCCUGCAACCAUAACUAUGUAAUCAUCGGUGGUAGGCGCGUAGCUUGCAACCAUGACACAACAUGUCCAUAUGGAGGUAAAUGCUGUAAACGAUAUUCCAGCGGUCAAGUUGACACAUGUACCUACCCAUUCAAUAUAAGCCCUUACCAUGGAACCCCAGGCGGUUAUGGAAUCCCAGGUGGCCCCCGUCAUGUCUAUCCCAUCCCGCAUCUACCUGGUCAAGGAAGUCACGGAUAUGAACCUACAUACCAUAAACAGUCGAAAGUCUACUAAACGCUAUUGAUCCCAAAUGUUUUUUUUUGUUAUGACAAAUAAAAUUGUUAGUCUGCAUCUAAGAA